UGGUUGCUCUGUUGAGGAGCCUGGAGGAAGAAGCAAGCCGAGCGUCAGCAGUACUGGAGCAAACCACCCAGCCUCAUGCUUCUAGCUGGGGACUACUGCUCCUGUCCGCUGUCGAAACCAUUGUGACAAUAUUUAUUAUCUUUUUUCGUAUUUUUUAGCAACUAAAAACAUUAGAAAACGUGGGCAAGUCAUGGCUCUUUUUUGCCUGGAGUCAGACAUAGCCGUGAAAGCCCAGCUUGACCUAAACAUCCUGUGUGAUGACAGAGUUUUGCAGAGUUUAUUAACAAUUGAGGAAACGUUUUUACCUCAGUGUUCAUAUUUCCAGCGGGUCCAGAAGGAUAUUCAGCCUUAUAUGAGACGAAUGGUUGCAGGUUGGAUGCACGAGGUGUGUGAGGAGGAGAAGAGUAAUGAAGAUGUUUUCCCUUUAGCUAUUAAUUAUUUGGACAGAAUUUUAGCAGUGAUGCCCACAAAAAAGAAUUAUUUGCAGCUUCUGGGAGCUGUGUGCACGUUCCUGGCCUCCAAGUUAAAGGACUGCAGACCUAUAUCAGCAGAGAAACUUUGCAUGUACACAGACAACUCCAUCACGCCACGGGAUCUGCUGGACUGGGAACUGGUCGUGCUGGGGAAGUUGAAGUGGAACAUGGCCUCUGUCAUCCCCAAUGAUUUUAUAGAGCACAUCAUGCACAAGCUGCCCCUUCCCAAAGAAAAACUGGCAAUGGUCCGCAAGCACACACUGACAUUCAUCGCCCUUUGUGCCACAGAUGACCGCCUUGCCAUGAACCCUCCUUCUAUGAUUGCUACUGGCAGCAUGGGAGCUGCUAUCUGCGGCCUGCAGCUGGACCACAAUGACCAGCGGCUGAGUCGAGACAACCUGACAGACCUGCUGGCCAAGAUCACCAACACGGAGGUGGAUUGUUUGAGGGCGUGCCAGGAGCAAAUAGAGCGUGUGCUGGCCUUUAGCCUGCAGCAGGGCCAGCAGUACCCACAGAAGACUGGCAUCAGAGCCGGCAACAAGGCACGGGAACAGCAAGACCAGUCCAGCACCCCCACAGAUGUGCGUGAUGUCAACUUAUGAGCUCCCAUCACCUCCUGACUUGCACAGAACUAGUGCCUGUAUACCAAUAAACUGAUGAAAGCAAAGGGGCAUAAGUUGCCAGUAUCCAUGUCAAGUUGCCCCUUGAGUUAUGGUGUGACAAUCUAUGAACAUUUAAAAACUAAGAAAUUUGUAGUUUUUCUCAUUUUUGCCCCAUUCACACCAGGCAGGGUGCAUUUUCACCGUUGGUGUGGGCCACAUGUCUUCAAACUAUUUAAAAUUUAAAACUUGAUGUAGUGCCUUUAGGUUCCAAGAACGGAAACCUGAAAAUAUGUUUAUACUUGAAAGAAAAAUAGCAUAAUUUUAUAAAAUAUAUGUAUGUCUUUUGCUAUGACUUUUCAAAACAAUUAAAUGUUUAUUUAGCUAGCAUUUAGUUACUCUUUAACCAUCUUUAUUGAGCAGUUAUCAAUUUAUACUUUUAAUGUGAUUUUCUUCAUCUGGAAAUCCAUAUAGCAACGAUUAAUGCUGAUAUUGCAGUUCAUGGCAUUUAAACCAAACUGAUAUCCAGCCAGAGGAGCGCUACUGUAGCUAGCAGCUCCAUUUAUCACACUGUGCACCUGUAGCACAGCUUACUAUUUAUGCAGAGAAUUGCUGGCUCAGAGUGGGCUGUGCCUGCUCAUAAAGGAAGGACACAAAACAGAUCUGAGGUGUUUUGUAGGUGGCUACUGUCUGGAAAGCUCUUGAUUCCACCACCAGCUGCAGACUGGAGUGUUAAAAGGACCACGUGGACAUGUAUUUGAAUUCAGUUACGCUGCAUUGUGCUGUUGUUGAUGUAGCUCAUACACGUUGGUCCACGGUUAGGACUGUUCUUUAGUUUUAUCUGAAGGGACUUUGGCUUAGGCAGGUAGCACUGAUGCCACGUUUGUAGAUCUUUAAAAAAAGAGUUUUAGCAAGUUUUUACCAAGUUUCAGAGGCAACAGAAGCAAGUUUGGAGGUUUUUUGAAAAGGGUUUUCAGAGAAGGAAAGGAUGUGGAAAGUGAAAAAGGUUCAGGUCUAUGUUUGAUGGGUGAGUACUGAGAGACAAGGUUAACUUUAAGCUUUAUGAGGUUUCUGCAGUUGCACGAUGCUAGACUGACUCACGGGAGGAGGAAUGAACCCUGACGAUGGUCAGGAUCAGUUUCAGGGUGCUGCAGUUUCUACUUUUAUCAAUUGGAUGGAACAAUAUUGAUGCACUUUUAAAACACACUCCAUAAGACUGGUAGGGGGAUAGUGGUUGAGUUGAGGAGAAUUCACAGGUUUUAUGGGGUUAUUUUAUUUUAAUCUAGUUCAUAAGUUAUUUGUUUUUUCUGUUUUUGUUUUUUUCUUGGGCUGGAUUCCCAUGGGGGUGGUGUAUGCUAUCUUUAAAGCAAUGCCUCGACCAGUGAAUAGACAUAGGAUAAUCUGUAUUAUAGUACAAUAGCUUAUAGACUGAGGUAAACCAAACCACAUGUAGACUUCCGUACAUUUAUUUGACCCUAAACUUGAAUUUUUUUCAUUUAGAUUUAUAGAAACCCCUUCCAUUAGUCCUCUUAACGAGUUAAAUACUGUCCUGAAUAUUCUUCUGUUUUAUUCUUUGUAUGUUUGUUGCUUCUGAACUCAUGUUUAAAGCAUUUGUGGGAGUUUUACACAUGUAUAUAAUCAAUCUUUCAAUGAAUAAAUAUGCUUGAAACCCACAUUACAUUUUAGAACAUAAAUGUAGUUUCUAAACUUUUUCAUGCAUAUUUGAUGCAAUAAGCAAAAUGUUUAUUAUUCCCCCAAAAAAGUGCUUUAAACUGAAACGUUGAUGCUUUUACAUGUUGUUUGUAAUUGAAAGAAAUAUCCAAAGUAAGAAAGAUCAGUUAUAUUCACUAUUCUCUUGCUGCUAUGAAGCUUUUCUUUCCUAGUCUUACACAAAAUGCCUUAUUGUCAUUCACUCGUGUGCUGCUAUAUUAUGAAAAAUUUAAACAUGUAACAGGUCUGCUUUUCUCUUGUAUAUGUACCAGAGGGAAAGUAAGAGUUUGGUGUGGGACUGGAAGAAUUUGUUUGCAACUCAAUAAUUAGCAUGUUUUAUUCUUUUGUUGUUUGUUUAUUGUAUAUUUGUUCUAUUUCUAUCAGAUUCUUGCUGCUUCUUUAUGUACCUCAGGAUAACUAAAUUGGAUAGAGCGAGAGCCCAUCUCACCAUUACCUCAUCACAAUUCACAUCACAGACAUUGUCUUCACUUCUGAUUUGUUGGACGGGUUUCAUUUCCUUUUUUCCUUGUCUCUCUGGAUGUUAAACAUCAGCUGCCAGAUUCCACUGAAAAGUUAAGUGCUUGCAGCCUACUUUACAAUAUUUCUCAUAUAUGGUGCUAUGGUAAAAACAUCCUAUACUGUAUACAAGAAAUGUUUGAGUAAGACAAAACAAGUACUUUGCAAUGUUCCAAUGAGUUCAUUUAAGUCAAAAUAGAAUGUUUCUUUUUGAGGUACCCAUUUACUCUGUUGGUUGUUCAGUGUGGAUUGUUAAUCCAAGCUUCUCUCUUGCUAUCCCCUUACACAGCCACACAUUGUACCUCAACAAUUUGUCCUAAAUAAAUUGGCUAAAAUUG
Melanotaenia boesemani (Boeseman's rainbowfish) is the source of this 3636-nucleotide messenger RNA. It is a transcript of the gene ccnd2b, whose product is annotated as cyclin D2, b. NCBI's taxonomy places the organism in Eukaryota, Metazoa, Chordata, Actinopteri, Atheriniformes, Melanotaeniidae. The transcript has 5 exons. Gene Ontology annotation, cellular component: nucleus; cyclin-dependent protein kinase holoenzyme complex; cytoplasm. Gene Ontology annotation, biological process: mitotic cell cycle phase transition; positive regulation of G1/S transition of mitotic cell cycle; regulation of cyclin-dependent protein serine/threonine kinase activity. The record is from RefSeq and is a predicted model, not a curated record. Gene Ontology annotation, molecular function: cyclin-dependent protein serine/threonine kinase regulator activity. Bases 191 to 1075 code for a protein of 294 amino acids.